UGAAUUUUUUCUAUGUAUAAAAUCUUUGUUAUUUUUGUGUACUCCGGUAUUUUGUUAGGAUUUUUUUUACAAAGUCACAUGAAUUCAACUUUAAAAAAAAGUUGUAAAAAGUAAAUGUCUUGCUGGGACAAUUUCAAUAAAAAAACUUUAUAGUAUAUAUUUUAAAAAUUGUGCAUACGAAAAAAGCAAAAUUUUUAUUGAGUUUGUGCUGUAGUUGUAGCUACAUAUAAAAUUGAAUGGAAUUAAAAGAAGAAUGGGAAAGAAAGAGAAUUGAAAACAUCACAUAUUUAUGUUUGCAUUUUCACACAUUGUUAUUAUUAAAUUUUAAAAAAGGAAGCUAUGCUAAAUAUAUUAUCAACACAUUUAAAUAAAUUUUUUAUAUUGAUUAAAAAGCAGUGAAAACUAUAAAAGGAAAUUGUCAAUGUUGCUAUAUAGAAGCUAAAUACUAAAUUAUAAUUAGAAAAAAUUUUUUCGAUGGCGUCGUCGAUGUUAUCCGCAGCAACAGCGACGCAAUUAACAGUAGCAGAAGUUUCACCGGCGGCAGAGGAAGAAUCCGAAUGUGUAGUAACAUCUUCAACCGAUAAUUGUAAGGAUGCAGAUGCCAUUAAUUCGUCCUUACGAUAUUGCGCUAACGAUCCAGAGUUCGCUGUCAUAUGCGCAUUCCUACAGAAAUUCGCUAAAGACCUUGGAGUCGAUUUGCCAAAUUUUAAGCAUUUACAAGAAUGGCUAACAAAUUCAGAUGAGGUUGCGCCUCAGUUACGUGAUUUACACAUCAAGCUUUUACGAAAAACUAGAAAGACUGUUCAUGAAAAGAGUUGGGAGGGGGCAUUAAGUAAAUUUUGUUUUUCCUAUUCGGCACAAGACGCUUGGGAAGUAGAGCGGUUCGGUUAUAAAAAAUCCAGUCUCAAAGUCAAAUUACGAAUAUUUCGUGAACUACUGGAAAGUCAAUUCGAGAGAAAUGCUAAAUUCCGUUCUAAAAUUCUUGCAUUAAGUGCAAACUCGUUACGUUCAGAACCCAUAGGACGUGAUCGUUUAGGGCAUUCCUAUUGGUUAACCCAAGAUAAUGAUUGCAACUUGCGAAUUUAUCAGGAGCAUUUAGAUGAAGAAAUAUGGCAAGUGGUUGCAACUAAUCGUGAAGAAUUAGUUAAUUUAAUAUCAAGGUUACGUGGAAAUGAAGUUGUAUUACCUUCAAACGAUAUUGGCGUCGUAGAUGAAGACACAAGUAGUAGUAACAGUUGUGCUGCACCUGUUGUUAAACCUCCGCCUCCUGAAGAACAGGAUGAUUCUCAAGAAGAAGAAACUGCGAGAAUUCCUAAUAUACGUAUAAAGAUAGGGAAUGGCAUAAACAAAAUUGAUGUUGAUAGUACAACUAAAGCCAAGGAUGAAGCUGUGCCGAAGAUUGAGAAUGAAACUAAAUCGCAUAAAGUAGAUAAAAUCAGUUUAAAAAAUAAUAUACCACCUGUUGAAGAAUCAGAGGAGGAUGCUGAUGAUGAUAAUGAUACUGCUAAUGAAAAUGAAGACGUUUUUGCUGAAGACGAUGAAGAGCAAAUUCGGCAGAGACAACAAAGAAUACCUAAAAUUUAUUUAAAACCAUCAAGUCUUAAAGUCAAGCAUGAAGAAAAUGUCAAAAAAGUAAAGCCUUUGCUGAUAUCUCAAUCGAAAAUAAUUAAUUCGCCGAAACCUGUAACUAUUUCGAAGAAGCGUUCUUUAGAUGAUUUAGAAUCACCAACAAAAACAGAAGAACAAACUGUGAAAAAAUUGCGUCCUUUGUUAUUGGAUUCUAAGCGUAUUAAAAAGCCAAGUAAAUACGAAAAGAUUAAAUUAGAAAACGAUGAAACUGAUGAGGAUGAUGCUGACGAAGAUGAAGGUGAAGAAGAUCAGGAUGACUACGAUGAUGAUGAAGAUGAGGACGAUGAUGAAGAUGACUGUGAAGAAGAAGAAGACAUAGACAGUGCUGCUGCAGAAGAAGAUGAAAAUGAGGAAAAAGACAUUGACGAUGAUGAAGAAGAUGACGAUGAUGAUGAUGGUGACUCUGAAGAUGACAUUGGUGAAGCAAUUGAAGAGCCACCUUUAAUUAUUCGUGGUGAAGGUAAUGGUCACGACUGUAAAGACGAAAAUAAUGUGAACAAUUUCUUUUGGAACUUUGAUGAAAUUGAGAACAAUAACGAUGAAGCGACUUACAGUGACAUAAUAGAAGAUCCUGUUUUUUAUGUUGUUGGAUAUGGAUCAGGUAAAACUUCUUUAGUUGGUAAUAAUAAAAUUGAUAAUAUUAAAAGUGAUGGCGAAAAAAUUAAAGAAAAUUCAUCACAAAUUCCUAAUGACGAGCCCAAAGCAACAUUUUUUUUUGGAGAACCUGGUUGUCUUAAAUUAAGUCCUAUAAAACAAAUUCCAAAGUCAUCAUUAUCGAAAGAAAGCAAAGAUGAGAAAAUUGAAAAUAAAGAGUUUAAAGAAAAAAAUAUUGAGACAAAACAUGAAUCGAUAUUGGAAAAAGAGGAAAGCAAUGAUGUAAUAGAUAACAUUCAAACAAGCAAAAUAAAGGAAGAAGUACCUUUGGAGGACAAUAAAGUUAAUUUAAAUAAUGAAGAAAAAUUAAAUGUCGUCGAUGUUGCAAAAAAUGUGCAAGAACAAAUAGAAGAUAAAAAAGCAGUAAAAGAAACUGAUAAUGAAGAAAAAGUAGAAAUAAAAAACGAAAUAAAUCUUGAAUCAGAAAAUAUUAAAACGAAUGGUGAAAAUAACAUAGAAGAAACGGAACAGUUGCCAGAUACUGAUAGAAGACCUGAAAUAGAAAUAAGUAAAGAAGAAUGUAACGACACAAUUAAGGAAAAUGAAAAUUUAGAGGAAGACGUAACAGUAAAGGAAGAAACUUCAUCAGACGAUAAAAAAGAAGAAGAAGAAAUUUUAGAAGAAAUUCAAACAGAUUCGUUAAAAGAGGCAAAUAUAAGUAAUGAGGUUUCAAAUAAUGAGAUAUUAAAGAAUGAAGAUGUCGAAAAAUCUGCAUUAUUGUCAGAACAAGAGGUAUCAAACGAUAAUAAUGUAAUUAAAAAUACUGAGAGCCUUCAAAUCAAAAAUGAAAUUGAAACUGUCAAAGAAGUACAAGGUGAACAAACUGUAAACGAAAUUGAAUCUGAGCCUGUUAACUCUGAAAAAGAAAUUUUGGGAAAUAAUGUACAAACAGACUUAAAUAAUGACAUACAAACACCUACUAGCGAAGCUUUAGACGUACCUAAUGAUGAUAUUGCAGAACAGCCAAAUGCGAACAAAAAUGAAUUGCAAAUAAAAGCAGUAGAAGAAAGUAUAGAUAAAACUGAAACAAUAGACGAUUCAAGUGAAAAACUAGAAGCUGUUUCUGAACGACAAGACAUAUGUGAAGUAAGUAUUCCUCCUAAAUUAAAUACUGAAAAUGCAGUACUUUCACCGAAACCCGUUGAAUUACUACAAUCAAGUGCUGAUAAUGAAAAUUCAAAUAUGUCUCCCAAAAAACUUGAAGAACCUACAACUAGUGAUAUAAAAAGUAAUAAUAUUGAUAACUCUAUUACAUCACAAUCAUUGAAUUCGGCAUCCACAAAAUCUCUAAGCCCAGCAACAUUGCCAAAUCGUAAGCGGCGUUUGGCUGAAUUUAUUUCAACACGAAAUACAAGACAAUCAAUUUCUGAGUGUGAGUUAGAAGGUAAUACCGAAAACCAGGUUGAAGAAGAUUUGGUUGAUGACUCAAACGAUUUAGAUGUUGGUGGUAAACGUUUAAAAAUGCGUCCUAAGUGCCUAAAUACUGAAUUGAGAAAAAUUAUUGAGGCAAAAAAAGUUGCAACAGAAGAAACGACUUCAUCCAGUGGUGAAGAAGAUAGCCGAAAAAAUAGAAAAAUUAUUUCGCCAAAGGCUCGUUCAGAAAAAUGUGCAAAAAGUCCCAAAUCUCCACCAGUGAAUGACAAAAAUGACAACAGCACAAUACUGGAUCAAAGCAACACAAAUAAAAUAGAACAAAAUAGUCCAAAUGUUGUAGAAGUUAAAACAGAGGAAACUGUUUCCACUGUCCCUAAUCCAAGUCCGCCGGUAACAGUAAACAAACAAAAGCCUACAUUGGCAGAAAUAAUUGAAAAGAAACUGAAGAAGGCACCUGAAGUACCAAAAAUGACAAACACUGAAACAUCUCCUUUAGCGUUAGAAAAAACACAAAAAACCUUUAACUCUCCACGAAAAUCUCCAAUAACAAAACCAUUAAAAAAGAAUUUAUUGACCCAGCUUAGACAAGAAGAAAGUGAUGAAGAAGCUAUACCUAGAAAACGUACAAUAAGUGAAACAAUAGCAUCGCCAGUAGCCGUAGAACCUACGAAAAUACUGGAAAAUGUUUCAGUUCAAGUUAAACAAGAAAUCGAGGAACACGAAAAAGAAAGUACAGUGCUUCAAAAAUCUUUAGAGCGCAAAACCCCGGAAAGGCAACGUAAGCGACGUAGCAGUGAAGAAAUUAAACAAAAAAAUAUACCUGAAACUAUAAAAGAUAAAUUAAUUUUGAAUGAAAAUGUUAAAAUCGAAGACUCAUCUAAAGAGGAUGAUGAAAAAAUAGAGCAACCAAAGAAACAAAAAAAUUUAGAAGAAGAUACAAGUAAUAUUUCUGAACCUAAAAAAGAGUUAAAAAAGAAAGUUACGCCUUCGCCGCCAGAGCCCGUCGCUAAUAGGCGUUCUAGCAGAAGAGGUGGUGCGGUAGUUGUAUAUACUGAACUCUCAUUGCCAAAACGUACUCGUGGAACAAACGUGGUUAUAAAAAAGGAAGAUAUAAAAAGUGAACCUAAAGAUAACAAGGCUGUCGUAGAUAAAGCUGUACCUAAAACUGAUAAUGCUGAUUCUAAUAAAAAGGCGGUUAAAAAGUUGGGCGGAAAAAUAAAUAAAAAAGAUGACCCGAUUUUAGUGAAAAAAGAAUUAGAAAUGGUCAGAUCCCUUGAAAUGAGGGAAGCUGUAGAACAACAAUCUGGACUAACUGAAUCAUUAGCAGGAGCUAAUAAAAGUUCAAUUAAUCGGGGUGUUCGUAAAAAGCGGGAAGUAGUAGAUACUACAAACAUAAUAGAAUCAACAGACGCGGAAACACCCGUACGCCAAUCUAGGCGUAUAGCACAACAAAAAAUAAAAGAAGAAGCGGAAAGACGCAAGCUUGAAGAAAUAGCUUUACGUACAAUGAAACAAGAGUUAAAAAAGAAAAAAAAGGCAGAGAAACAAGCUGAUUCAACUGUGGCGGAGCCAUCUGAACAGUCGUCUUCCGAAGAUGAGUGCUUAGUUGAAUUAAAAAAAAAAUCGAAAAAGAAAUGCCCAGGAAAAGACGGUUGGUCGUCUGGAUCAGAGGAACAAGAAGAACCCGAAGAAGAAGAUGAAGAGCCACCUCAUUAUGAAUCUGACCCUGGUUCACCACUUUUUAAAUCUGAUCAUGAGUUCUCUCCCGAAUCAGAUAUUGAAGAUGAGUCACAAGUUGUACCAAUGAAACGCGCACGUACAGCUCGUAAAGAAGAUGCAGACGACGGAGAUAAUAGAGAUGAAGAAGCGUGCCAAAAAUGUGGCAAAUCUGAUCAUCCAGAAUGGAUAUUAUUAUGUGAUAAUUGUGAUAAAGGUUACCAUUGCUCAUGUUUAUCGCCUGUUCUUUUUUAUAUUCCUGAAGGUGAUUGGUAUUGCCCACCUUGUCAGCAAGAACAGUUAAUUGUAGCGUUGGAAAUGCAACUUAAAAAUUUUGAUGAGAUGGUAGAGCGUAAAAAGUGGGAAGAAGAAGAAGAAAGACGCUUAGCUCAAGAAGCAGAACGAGCUGAACAAGAACGUUUAGAAUUAGAAAAAAGUCGCAAAAAAAGUAAAAGAAGUAAAUAUCAUGAUGGUGAGUCUUGUAGUAGUGACGAAGGUAAUGAUAAUGAGAAAAGUGAUAGAGAUAGAGAAAGUGAUGAAGAUAGUAAAAGUCUAAGUAGAGAAAACUCACAUAAAAAAGUGAAAAAUGAUAAUAUUGAUACAGCAAAACGCAGGCGUGGCGAUGGCCGUAGAAGGCGACGUGCUGCAGCUAGAGGAGCUAGGCGAACGCGUCGUCAGAGGCAUGGUUCUGAUAGUGCAUCAUAUAGUGAUUCCUUAUCUGAGAGCGGUUCAGAAAAUGAAUCAAGUUCAGAUUCGUUUUCUGACAGUGACAACGAACCAAUUUACAAAUUAAGAAAACGGCGCCAAAUAAAUGUAAGCUAUCGUCUGAAUGAGUUUGAUGAUCUCAUUAACUCAGCUUUAAAGAAAGAAAUGGACGAAGUUGCGGGUGCAGGUAAUUUGGGUCGUGGGAAAGAUAUAACUACGAUAAUAGAAGCUGAUAAAGAAGAAAAAGCGAGAUUAAAACAACUUGAAAAAUCGAAUCAACAAGCUUCUGAUAGAGAAAACUCUGAAAUGAAAGAAGAAAAGAAGUCAGAUGAAGAAGAAUCAUUAAAGCGAAAAGCGAGGCCAAAACUUUCUCUAAAGAAGAAGUCGAGGAAACUUACAACUUUAGAUAUUAGUUCAGAAGAAGAUAAUGCAUCUGAUGAAGAUUUUAAAACUUCGUCAUUUGAUGACGAAGAGGAAGAAGACACAUCUGUAUCUGUUUCUUCAAACAGCGAUUCAAGUUUGGAAAUGUAUAAGCGUCGAAAUAAGCACAGUAAAAAGAAACAACGGAAGGCUGCACGUCGAGCUGCACGUGAACGACGAAAGGUGCGUAAUUUCGUGGUUGAAGAUUCUGAUGAUGACGAAGAAGAAAAUCGUCCUAAAACAAAGAAAAAACGUAAAGAUGAUUCCGAUUAUACAGAAUCGGAAACUGCUGAUGAUUUAUCUGAGUUAACUGAAAAUCUUGACAGUGCUGACUUAUGUGACGAUACAACUAGUGAGGAUUCAGAUGGUGCAUGGCAUCCAUCAAAGCGUAAAAAGCAACGUAGAAAUACAACUGCAAUCGCACGAAAAUCACCAAAACUUAAGAAACAACCAAUUAAAAUUAAAAAACGUGUUGAAUAUUCUGACGAUGAUAUUACUGAAUCAGAGGAAGAAGAUGAUGAAGAUGAUGAUGAUGCUUGUGGGGGUAAAGGAUCUGGAAAGCAGCCUAGAUCACAGCCUCUUAAAACGAAUAAUUCGAACAAAGAAAGCAACAAGGGCAAGGGUAAAGGCAAGGGUAAAGGUACAACUAGCAAGAAAAAGAAAAAGCACGUUUCUGAUGAUGAGAGUUUAUCUGAUAGCGGCGAUAGUACACGUCGUACACGUGGUCGUCGAUAUGCAUACUUAGAAGAUUUUGAUGAUGACAGCUCAGAUGGUGGUAUAAAACCUGGCGUAAAGCGACCUGAUACUCCUCCAGAAGAACGUGAAAAGUUUAUUCAAAAACAAGAAGAAAUUAAACGAAUGUUGGCCGAGAAAAAUGCUGAGGGUGCCAAACUUGCUGCUACACCACGUUUAACACCUAUUAAAGCUGGAGAAGAAAAAGGCAAACGUUCUCCGGCUAAACCGAGUGACUCACUUUCGACAGUACCUUUAUCAGUUAUACGUCAGGCAAAAGUACUAGAUAUUGAUUAUUUACAGCGUAAAGGUGAAAAUAUUGGUGAUAAUGACAACGUUGCUGAAGUCGAACCUACUUUUGAUGAUGUCGAUUUGCCAGAUGACUUGCCUGAAGAUAUGGAUGAAGAAGAAAUCGCGAGAAUGGUAGACGAAGAAGAAGAUUUUGAUGGGGCGACCGUGCGGGAAUUACCACCAGCAGAUGAAGUUUUACGAACACCAACUAAAUCUAAAUCUAAAGAUACAGAAAAAUUGUUAGUUAAUCCUUCUUUAGCAGCACUAUCUCAAAUGCCAAGUGCGACUACGUCAGGAUUACAAGAACCGUUAAGAAAACGCUUACCCAUGCCCACAAUGCAUCCACCCUUAUUACGUCAUCAAACUUCACAUCAAGACUUGCCCAUGGGACAGAUAAUACAACGACAUUCUGCGCCCUCUACAUAUUUACUGCAAAAUGCUCUGAAUACUCCACUAGGGCAACCACUUAAUCGAAGUUUUGCACAACAACAAUUUCAGCAAAUACAUCAACAUCAAAUGCAACAACAACAACUACAUCAACAACAGAUUCAGCAACAACAAUUCAAUCAGCAGCAGCUACAACAGCAGCGUCAUCGUCAGCAACAUCAAGACCAACAAAUGCAAAACAGAAUAUUGCAUGCGCAAUUCCAACAGAUACAACAUCAACAGUUUAAACAACACUUACAGCAACAGCAGAUGAAACAACAGCAUGAAUCUGCACAUCAUUUGCCUCCAAUAGCACCAGGACAUACACCAACUCCUUCACAUAUGAUGCCAGCACGCCCACCACUACUACCGACUCAACAAAUAAGCAGUGUUACACCUACAACAGAAACCACUACUAAUUCAGCUACUGGAACCACUACAACAACUGCUUCUGGCACUGCUACCUUGACUACUUCUUCUGCUGCCGCUGUAGCUGUCACUGGAACCACUACUGGAACUACCCCUGGAACCACGAUUGGUACUACUCCUGGACCUACUUCUAGUACCACUCCUGGAACUGCUACUGGAACUAAUGAAAUACGUCCAAGAGGACGACGUAAGAAAAUUACACCGUUAAGAGAUCCAAUUCAGAAACAACAAGCAGCAGCAGCUGUAAGUGCAGCUAAUGCAGCUGCUCUAGCAGCAAAAGUAGCUAAAGCAAAAGAAAAAGCAUUAGAAGCGGCAUCGCAGUCAAAAGAUACCAAACCAGAUAUACAUUCCGUAGCAUCAGCACAGCAGCAUUAUAAACCUCCUGGCCCUGUUAUUGAAUCACAGUCUUCAGUUAUAACACGUAUGCCACAUAUUCCUCCGAUUCCACCUGGAAGAGUUGCUGCAGCUACAGCUGGAUUUUAUUCUAAUGUAGAUGUUGCUCGCUUUUAUGGACCUCCGCAACAAGGCAUACCAGGUGAGCGUCAAGUGAAUCCACCUCAACGUAUCCGACCACCACCUACAAUACCUGGAAUGCCAUCACAACAAGGUAUGCGUCCGACAUAUGGUCCACCUUUACGUGGUGCAAGUGUGCAACCAAAUCAUGGCCCAGCUUCAACUGCAGCUGCGGCGGCUGCUGCUGCUGCGGCGGCAGCAACAUCUGGAGUACGACUUCAAUAUACACCAUCUCAAGCUGAACGUCAUAGCACACCAAUGAAUAUAUAUGGUACUCCACCACCAGCACGACAUGCUUCUUCACAUUUAAAUCCUUACAGAGCACCAAUAUAUGGAAACCCAAACUUCAGUCCUAGAGCAGCUAAUAUACGCAGUGGAGCUCCACCAGGCCCAGAGUACACAGGUGGACCACGUGGUUAUCCGCCAUUCGGUUAUUACCCCAACCCGCCUCCAUUAACUACAGCGCCACAACAAACAAGUGCACCGCCUUCAACAGUACCACAUUCAGUUUCUGCUACAAGUUCAGUUAUUGUAACAGCCCCUCCAGCUGCAUCAACAGCAUCAACAGUAUCUGCUGUACCGCCACCAGUUCCUGCCUCUAAUUCGACACCUUCAUCAGAAAAAUCUCCAAUAUCUGUAACAACUAAUAACAAACCGACACCAGAAAUAGCCACAAAACCAAUAACAACUUUAAAACGGGAAGCUUCACCAGAGCCGCGAAAAAAAUUAAUAACUCUGGAAGCAUACUCAAAAGAAUCAGCAAAGUCACCACUUGGUAUUGGAGGUGAAUCAUCUGGUUCACGUAGCUCUCCAGGACUACAACCUGAUGGCGCUGAAGAUUCUUCAUCUACACCAGCCGCAACUAAUGCACCUGCUAGCGCAGACGCAAAUAAUGAAGGUCAAGAAAGUGAAUUUAGUGGUCUGGUGAGCUACUUUAGUUCCCAACAUGAUGAUUAUAACACAUAACAGACGCAAGCAACAAAAGAAAAGGCACUAUUCGUAUAAGUUAAAAAUUUGCAUACAUAUUUGCAUAUAAUAAGUAAUUUAUAAAAUAUGCAAUUGCAUUUCACACACGCGCUGCAUAAACUGUAAAUAUUAAUAUAUAUAUAAAUGCCUUGGUCUAAGGCACAAAGCACUACUGGAUCUAUUUAUAUAGUAGAGAGUGUAUCAUAGACGUAAAUACAAUAUGAAAACAAAACAAAAGCAAAAGCAAACGGUGCAGUAAGGUAAAAUCAAUAACAUGUUAAGAACAUCAGAAUUUAGUUCAUAGACAUAUUAAAAAGUAUUUUUAUUUUAACUAUAUGUUUGUGCAUAUAUA
This is a messenger RNA of Teleopsis dalmanni, 10207 nucleotides long. RefSeq names its product titin. Gene Ontology annotation, biological process: regulation of DNA-templated transcription. Lineage: Eukaryota; Metazoa; Arthropoda; Insecta; Diptera; Diopsidae. The transcript has 7 exons. The record is from RefSeq and is a predicted model, not a curated record. The coding region runs from base 475 to 9855 and encodes 3126 amino acids. Gene Ontology annotation, cellular component: RSF complex.